This is a messenger RNA of Poecilia reticulata (guppy), 4600 nucleotides long. NCBI's taxonomy places the organism in Eukaryota, Metazoa, Chordata, Actinopteri, Cyprinodontiformes, Poeciliidae. The record is from RefSeq and is a predicted model, not a curated record.
GGCUGGGAACAGACACAGCACUCUUCAUUAAACCUCAGCUUGUGACAGUUGUGACGUGCGAUGAUUGUGAUAUUAUUAAUUACCAAUGGCAGAUGUGAAGUGAAAAGAAGUUCAAAAGUCCGUCCGCAAACCACAAACAGCGGUCGUUUACACUCGUUUCCAUGGUGCUAAACAGAGAGCUUUUUUAUUUUAUUUUUUUUCUCUGCUUUUACAAGUCGUCAAAUUUUAACAUCUGCCAUCACUUUUUGGAAGAACUCGAUAGUAUCAGAAAGGCUACACUUUAGAAAUGAAUAAUAUUAACAACAACAAAGAUAACCAGAUAAUCGGAGUGGAUGCGCCAGAGGGGAGCUGAGCGCUCAUGAGGGAGGGACGAACCAAGUCAAGUUUGGAUUCAGGAGCGCACGGCCACAGCGAGAGCGACGGCACCAGGGGAGACACGGAACAUCUUCUCAUUCUGUUCCAUCUUAUUUAUUUCCCUCAUUGACUACACUGACUGCUGUCCCGGUCUUUUUUUGUUGUUGUUGUUAUUUUUGGAAAUAAAGGGGGAUCCUUGAUUGGGCACACAGGAGGACAGAAUGAAGCCUUCCAUGGGGUUGACUUUGAUGUUUCUUCUGAUCGAUUUGCAGACUCAAGACUGUGUCGCAUCCAAGGCAGAGGACCGGCUCUUCAGGAAGCUUUUCAGACGGUACAACCAGUUCAUCAGACCAGUGGAGAACGUUUCUGACCCUGUUACCGUGGAGUUUGAGGUCUCCAUCUCGCAGCUUGUUAAAGUCGAUGAGGUGAAUCAGAUCAUGGAAACAAAUUUAUGGCUCCGACAUAUUUGGAACGACUACAAAUUAAGAUGGAUGCCAGCAGAGUUUGAUGGGAUUGAAUUCAUCCGAGUUCCCUCAAACAAGAUUUGGAGACCUGAUAUUGUUCUCUACAACAAUGCUGUGGGUGACUUCCUGGUAGAGGACAAGACCAAAGCCUUGCUGAAGUAUGACGGUACGAUCACCUGGGUUCCUCCUGCCAUUUUUAAAUCCUCGUGCCCGAUGGAUAUCACCUACUUCCCUUUUGACUAUCAAAACUGCUCCAUGAAGUUUGGCUCCUGGACUUAUGACAAAGCCAAGAUUGACCUUGUACUCAUUGGAUCCAAGGUAAAUCUCAAAGACUUCUGGGAAAGCGGGGAAUGGGAAAUCAUUGACGCGCCGGGCUACAAGCAUGACAUCAAGUACAACUGCUGUGAGGAGAUCUACCCGGACAUCACGUACUCCUUCUACAUCCGCCGCCUGCCGCUGUUCUACACCAUCAACCUCAUCAUCCCCUGCCUCCUCAUCUCUUUCCUCACAGUGCUGGUUUUCUACCUCCCAUCUGACUGUGGAGAGAAGGUCACGCUCUGUAUCUCCGUCCUGCUCUCCCUCACUGUGUUCCUGCUCGUGAUCACAGAGACCAUCCCCUCAACAUCACUGGUCAUCCCCCUCAUCGGAGAGUACCUGCUCUUCACGAUGAUCUUCGUCACCCUCAGCAUCGUCAUAACCGUGUUCGUGCUGAACGUGCACUACCGCACGCCCAUGACGCACACCAUGCCGUGCUGGGUGCGGUCCGUGUUCCUCAAAGUGCUGCCCAGGAUCAUGCUGAUGCGUAGGCCGAUAGAUGAGGAGGGUAGGGCCGGGUGGUUGGACGGCAGUGGGGAAGCAGGAGGAGCUGGAGGGGGAGGAGGAGGCGGAGGAGGGAAAGGACGGAGGAAGAGGAAGAACAGCUUGAUUCAGCAGGUCGGAGGAGGCUCUCUCAACUGUCUGGAGGUUGGUGGGGACAGUAAGCUCGCGGCCAUGGAGGGCUGCACUGGCAAGAAAUGUCCCUGCCCCUGCCAGCACGUGAGGGAAACCCCAGAGACACCAGAGUCUGGGAAGGUGCCUCGUCAGCUGAGUCCACAGAGCAUAAACACGGUGAUGGCCUUCUCCGUGGUGUCGCCCGAGGUCAGACAGGCCAUCGAGAGCGUCAAGUACAUAGCUGAGAACAUGAGGAGCAGGAACAAGGCCAAAGAGGUAGAAGACGACUGGAAGUACGUUGCUAUGGUCAUCGACCGAAUCUUCCUCUGGGUCUUUGUGACGGUGUGCAUCCUGGGAACCAUGGGUCUUUUCAUCCAGCCCCUCUUUGGUUUCGUCUCGUAACUGUUGCGAAACUCUGGAUUCUCAGCCACAUUGUGAUAACCAACACUAAGAGAACUCUCCUUUCUCUGUCGACUCAUUACUGGAUGCAGUUCUGAGCCUUAAGGCAUCACUGGAUGUGCGCUGGCUUUCCUCCUUGCCUUGAAAAGUUAAGAGAGAAUUUUAAUUUAAUUAGUUGGUGUACUGCAAUAUGGUAACAAAGAUUGUCAGCUGAGCUGAUAUAUAAUCUAGGUUGUUGCAUUUUAGUUCUGAUUUAUACGUGAUGUACAUGCAGGUAAAUUGAUUACCAGAGUAAAAUGUGAAAAAAAAACUGCUGCAGAAAACCCACAGUCAUUGAAUCAGGGAAAUAAUUUGUGCAUUGUAGAAAACAUACACAGAAAAGAAGGCUGCAAUGUUUUAAUGACUUGGUCAAAGAAAACAGAGCCACGUUGCUCUCCAAUUAGCUCUGUUUUUGGGUUGCAUAAAAUAACAGGUUAGUGCACCAGCAACACGACUUAGAAGUUCUGUUUUAAUGGAGGCCUCUGACAGCAAUCAUGCAAAAUCACAAUAAUCAGGGAUUCAUCUUGUAUUUUAAAUGAGAUACCUUUAAACAAAUAUGAAUGAUUUUGCUAGAUGAUUAUUCCGGUUUGGGUUGAAAUCAGCAGCACAUUCAGUGAUACUUAGGAGUUGAACAUCAUCCAGUAUUUGCCAGUGAACUGGAAACUUUCAAAACAAGCACAUGACACAAACUCUCUCUAACCUGUCAAAGUCAACCAUGCGUCCACCAUCCAGUGAGGUACACAGCUGGAUAGCUGUAACACAAGCUGCUCAAAACUCUGCCGUGAAAGGCAAUUCUAAUUAUUUGUGGUUUUGCAUAAUUUAUGUUCUACUUUUAAAUUUCGGGCAUUACCUGCAGGACUUUUUUUUUGUUUCUGGCUAUUUAUUUAUUUAUUUAUUUAUUUAUUUAUUUAUUUAUUUAUUUAUUUAUUUAUUUAUUUAUUUAUUUAUUUAUUCAUUUAUAGUAAUUACAAAAUAUGUCAUUACUGAUGCCAUGUCUGGUUAUUGUUUUAUAAGCUAAUUGAAUGGCCUUGUAAAUGCUCAGUGAAAUUAUGCUUGAUUAGUUUCUCUUAAAAUAGCAGCCCAUUUAUGAUUCCAUCAGAGGGCUCUUAAUGCCCAAUUCCAUGGCUAAUAAUUAAACCUUUUUUUUCAUGUCACUCAGGAUUAGUCUUAUUACUGAACUCAAAAGUGUAUAAGAUGCAUGCAUGAGAAAAAUGACGAAUGCUUUCACCCCAGAGCUCGGUGAUACAGUGAGUUAAUGAUUACUGUAACUAAUAAUAGCCCAGGAUUAGCUUUUUCUCUAUGUGUGAAUAUGUUUGGAUUUGUACAACAGGAUGUGCGUUUCCAGUUAACUCUGCAAAAGCACCAAAAGAGAAGAGAAAUUAAAAAGGCAAUACAAUCAGGAGCAGUCACAGGCCAUUUUAGUAGGUCCACCUUUCCAUUUGCUUACUAGAAUUAGCACAAAUAAAGCAUCAGCCAGUCACAGAGACUCAAUGUGUUUGGGGCUCUAGAUGUGAAAUUGACUUGCUAAAAGAUCAGCAUCCGAAUGGCGAUUAAAGGGGAUUUUAAUUACUUUGAGGGUGAUAGGUCAUUAACAACUAUCUCUCAAGUUUACAAAGAAAGAGAAAAUAUCAAGAAGGCGCCAUUAAUGUCGUAGAAGAACAUGAGAAACUCAGGAACGAAUGUUCAGACUGCUUCCUGAUGACAGAAAGGUAAAGGUAGCUCUGAUAACCCCCUGCAGCUACUAACGGAUGAAAACUACAGUCUCUGAAAGCACAACACCUUGACCCUUGAUGCAGAUGGGCGCCAGCUAAGAAAAAGAAAACAGAGGCUAAAAUUCACACAGGCUUACUGGAAUUGGACACGAUCGACUGGAAAAGUGUGGGCUUGUCCACUGAAUCUUACUUUCAGUUUUCAAAAGGGAGUCCAACUUGGUCCUGGCAAGGUGUACCUAAUAAAUAGACCAGUGAGUGAAUUAGCUGCAAGCACAAAAGUUUGUCAAACUAAGUUUUGAAAAAGAAAAAAAACGUUUUAUGUAAAAAAAAAACAAAAAAAUAAGUGGUUAUUUUUGUAGAAAUGAGUGAAACCUGAAAACAGUUUCUACUAAAUAAAACAUAAUGUGAUAUGAACAUAAACAUGAUUUUAUAGUGUUGACAUAUUUGUUUUAUUUUAUGACAUGAUGGACUUUUGACAUUACUGCCAUCUGGUUUUUCUUUGACUUUUCUGGAAAAGUUCAAGAAGUUCAAGUUUUAUUGUCAGUUUAUUGUCAUCUUUCAACAAUGCUGAUCAUUCAUUAAAUAUUUGCCGUUCUUUUUUUUAUUUAUUUAUUUUUUACAUUUUUUAACCAGGAUGCAUUUUAUGUUUUUGAAAAUCCUACUGCCAAUUUCAUCUUCCAUAAUAAAUAUGGCGUUUUUCUC